CCGAUACCCCGACGCCCAGUCCAUCUCUGUCUCCUGCCCCCGGAGAAACUAUUCCGCGGUCCGCUCCGCCCCGGCCUCCGGGUUUCUUAUCUACGGCUGCAUGCACAAUCUGAUUAUAAUCCGCUCGCUGUGAAUAAAUAUAAACAAACAGAGAUGGCAAGUGCUUCGCUUCACUUGAUUGCUCGUUUUGGAUGUGUUUUCCCUGGCUCUGGCUUAGUCGCAGCAAGUCAGAGAAGAAAUCACCAGAGCAAAAGAGCAAAAGAAUCCAGACGCCGCACGUGCACGCACUCCCUAUCGUCGUCCGUCCGCUGACGCCAUGCCAUGCCCGGAGCGGCGUUCGAAAAGCCCAUGAUUGGCAUGCUCUGCCUCUGAUCUGCAUCCCGUGCGCUCGUUAUCUCUCGGCUGCUGCUCGGUGGCAUGCUCGGCGUCGGAUGUGUCGGCUUGCUGCUAUCUGGCUGGUGGCAGCAGCAGUAAUAGCGUAUCCCGAGGUCAUGAUAGGAAUUCGCAUUCCUCCGCCUCGUUCUGGAUUCCUUGCGGUGCCGGUUACCCAGCGCUCUUACGCUGACAUUUGUUAUCUCUUCCAUCUAUCUAUCUAUCUAUCUAUCUAUCUAAACUCCGCAAGCACACCAUACCUUGCACACCACCACAACUUCCACCGCCGCCGCCGUCGGUCUUAUCUUAUCAUUGACCAUUCUAUUUUUCUUCGGCAGUCGGGUGGCGUGCGUCCACGUCCGGAGCGCGGGAGGAUCUAAUCUUAUCGCUUAUCUUCUUGCAUUGCCUAUCUAUCCACCCGUCCAUCUAUCUCUCUAUCUCUCUAUCUCUCUAUCUAUUGAGAUAGGGAGUGAGGAUGGCUGCCCUGCUGAUAUUCUAUAUCUUAAAAGGCGUCAUCCGUCAGCCCACUUUGUAAAAUCAUGAGAUUCACAUCCUAUCUUUGCAAUGAUGCAGCGACGACAAGAGAUUUCGAAGGCAUGAUGGUAUGAUACCGUACCGCAAGCUACCCCCAGCGAACGCAAACAAACAUCAGCAGAUGAUAAGCUAG
Messenger RNA from Myxozyma melibiosi, 1039 nucleotides. RefSeq lists its product as uncharacterized. The record is from RefSeq and is a predicted model, not a curated record. The transcript is spliced from 2 exons. NCBI's taxonomy places the organism in Eukaryota, Fungi, Ascomycota, Lipomycetes, Lipomycetales, Lipomycetaceae. Bases 192 to 752 code for a protein of 186 amino acids.